AGUCUGUUGAGGACACAAAAGCAGCGUUGUGCCCUGGUCAUGUGAUGCCUGUUUGGAAAGCUCCGACCAUGUGAUCCUGCCUCUCAGAACGCUGAGUCGAACUUACAAACGCUGCCUCACCCUUGAGAUGUGAGCAUGAUAGAGAGAAAGCCUGAGAAAGGAAAGAUUCAGAGCUAUUAUAGAAAAAAAAGACGUAGAGAAACAGGUGUGGACGACAAAACAGGAAAUGAAAGCAAUAGUGUGCAGCAACUCUACGGUGCAGACUACGUGCACUUCUCUCAUUCGGUGCUUUCUCAUUCUUUCCCUGAUGGUGCUGUGGGGAAGGUCUUCUCUGGAGUCAGUUUUUUGGAAUGUGGAGAUUUUGCAAGGACAAGGAGUGGACCGUGGGAAUUGGAAUUUGUCUUGGAAUGGAAGGGGAACACAGUGGAAUUCCACAGCUGCACCAGGAACAAUAGUCCUGGAGUUUGCCACGGGGGGGCCAGCAGAGUGUGGGGUAUGAGUGAUGACGUCCGUGGUGCUAGUAGACAGUGGAGGAGCAGUGGUGGAGUAUGUUACUGCAGUGGAUGACCAUAUACUGGAGGAGGAUGUGUAUGAGGUUGAGGGAGAAAUUGAGGGUGAGGUGGAAGGAGAGGCGGAGUACCCUGCGGUGAUCGUGGAGCCGGUGCCCAGUGCGCGGUUGGAGCAGGGCUUCGCUGCUCAGGUUCUGGUGUACGAUGAUGAGACCUACCUGAUGCAGGGAGUGGCUGAGGAGCAGGAGGUGGAGACAGAAUCGCUGGAGACAGUGGAAGCAUCAGUUCAUGGCUCUGUACAGUGCUCAGAUAAAACCAUUGAGGCUGCUGAAGCUCUUCUGCACAUGGACUCUCCCUCCAGCUUGCGUGGAGACCGGAGCCCAGAGGCGUUUGUGCCUCCAUGUGUCAACACUUCGGAGUUCCUGCAUGCUGCCAUGCGACCUGACGUUCUGACCGAGACAGUGGUGGAGGUCAGCACAGAGGAUUCAGAGCCCAUGGAGGUGGUUACGCUUCUUCAGGAACCUGAGAUUUUGGAGACGGAACCCACUAAGAGAAGAAAAUCUGGGCGAAAACCCAAACCCCAUCACAUUUCAAAUGGAUCUCCAGAGCUGGGCAUCAAGAAGAAGUCCAGAGAAGGGAAAGGAAGUACAUACCUGUGGGAGUUCCUGUUGGACCUGCUGCAGGAUAAGAACACCUGUCCAAGAUACAUUAAGUGGACACAGAGGGAGAAGGGCAUCUUCAAGCUGGUGGACUCUAAAGCAGUGUCAAAGCUCUGGGGCAAACACAAGAACAAGCCAGACAUGAACUAUGAAACCAUGGGCAGAGCGCUCAGGUAUUACUAUCAGAGAGGUAUCUUGGCUAAAGUAGAGGGUCAAAGGUUGGUGUAUCAGUUUAAGGAAAUGCCUAAAGACAUUGUCAUCAUCGAUGACGAUAAGUGCGACCCAGGUGAUGGGGUGAUCGGAGAGAAGACCUACGAGCGUGUUCCUCCCUCAUCUGACACACUAUUGGCAGCUGACCUCUCCAAAACCCCUGCCAUCUUGAGAGGAGGCGUAAGGACUGUGGUCCAUCAGGGCUCCCCAAAAGCUAAAGCUGCAUUCAAUGCAACUCCUGUUCAGCGCAUUGUAACGGUCUCCACGUCCACCGAUCCAUCACAGCCGUCCCAUGCCACCUUUAUCCCCAAUGCCAAUGCACCCAGGACUGUGCGGGUUGCUAUGCAAGUGCCGGUCGUCAUGACAAACUCCUUAGGACAGAAGAUCUCCACUGUGGCGGUGCAGUCUGCAAACCCUUCGCUCUUCACCACAGCACCUACCAACACCGGCUCAGCAACUGGUGCGAACGCACCCAAAGUCCUAAUCCAGACCAUGCCUACGAUGGUUCCUGCCACAGCCGAGAACGGUGACAAGAUCACAGUCCAGCUCGCCAAGAUAAUCACCAUCCCCGCAACCCAGCUCACGCAGUGCCAGCUACAGACCAAACCGGGCACGCCAACAGGCAUCAAUCUGAUGGGCACCCCCCUCGCCGUCCGAGCCCUUACGCCAGUCUCUGUGGCACCAGGGACGCAGGUGGUCAGAUUGGCAGUUCCGACCCAACAGAGUCCAGCUCAGACAAAGACUCAGGUCCCCGUUUCAAUCCAGACGCAAACUCAAGUCCCAGUCUCCAUCCAGACAGCAUCUACUCCAGCGUCAGUUCCGCUUCAGAUCCAGGUUCAUCAGAGUCAGCUUUCUCCAAAAGCAAAAAGCGGAGCUCAGACCUCAGAGUUGAAACCCGACAGCACUUCGGCAAAACAGCCUGAGCAGAACAGUCCAACACAGGACACAGCAGUGGUGAUAGAAGAAGGUUCAAAACCACACUCCGAAGCAGAGAGCUGAAGAGCGCUUCGUCAGUCAUGAACUUCUAUUCCCCAGAUACUCUUCAGUUACAUUCUGGAGUACAAAUUGGAGAUUUGUUGACUUGUACAGUUUCAGUGUGGUUUCAUUUUUUUAUAUAUAUAUACAUAUAU
This is a messenger RNA of Carassius carassius (crucian carp), 2508 nucleotides long. RefSeq names its product ETS-related transcription factor Elf-2-like. The coding region runs from base 503 to 2377 and encodes 624 amino acids. Gene Ontology annotation, cellular component: nucleus. Gene Ontology annotation, molecular function: DNA-binding transcription factor activity, RNA polymerase II-specific; sequence-specific DNA binding. Gene Ontology annotation, biological process: cell differentiation; regulation of transcription by RNA polymerase II. Lineage: Eukaryota; Metazoa; Chordata; Actinopteri; Cypriniformes; Cyprinidae. The record is from RefSeq and is a predicted model, not a curated record. The transcript is spliced from 9 exons.